UUCAUCCACACCUCCCCUCACGCCUCCUCGCCUCCACCAACCUGUCUUUAUCUCCCUCCCAUCAAGCGCGCAUCCUUUCUUCUCCCAAAAGUCGACUUUGAUCAGCCAAGAUGCUUUCAGCAAGGCUGAUGCGGAAUGCUGUUCCGCGCGCAACCUCCACUUUCAGAUCCUCCGCCAUCCGAGCACCGAUAACUUCGCAGUUCCGAAGAGGCUAUGCCGAGGCUUUCAACGAAGGCGAGAAGGUGCAGGGGCAAGUUAUCGGAAUUGACUUGGGCACUACCAACUCGGCCGUAGCGGUCAUGGAGGGCAAGUCGCCGAGAAUAAUAGAAAACUCUGAGGGUGCACGAACAACCCCCUCUGUCGUCGGCUUCACCAAGGAAGGCGAGCGAUUAGUGGGUAUCGCGGCGAAGCGUCAGGCCGUCGUCAACCCCGAAAACACCCUUUUCGCCACCAAGCGUCUCAUCGGCCGCAAGUUCACCGACGCCGAAGUCCAGCGCGAUAUCCAGCAAGUCCCCUACAAGAUUGUCCAACACUCCAACGGUGAUGCGUGGCUGGAGGCGCAGGGACAGAAGUACUCUCCCUCUCAAAUCGGAGGUUUCGUCUUGGGCAAGAUGAAGGAGACUGCCGAGGCUUUCAUGGGCAAGAACAUCAAGAACGCCGUCGUCACUUGCCCAGCCUACUUCAACGAUUCGCAGAGACAGGCAACCAAGGACGCUGGCCAGAUCGCCGGGCUUAACGUGCUCCGCGUGGUCAACGAGCCUACCGCUGCUGCGCUCGCUUACGGCUUGGAGAAGGACGACCGUGUGGUCGCCGUCUACGAUUUGGGUGGCGGUACCUUUGAUAUCUCCAUCCUCGAAAUCUCCAACGGCGUCUUCGAGGUCAAGUCGACCAAUGGUGACACGCAUCUUGGUGGCGAGGACUUUGACAUCACCCUUGUCCGCCACCUCGUCCAGCAGUUCAAGAAAGAGCAAGGAAUCGAUCUCUCCAACGACCGCAUGGCCAUCCAGAGAAUCCGUGAGGCCGCGGAGAAGGCCAAGAUCGAACUGUCCUCUUCCCUCCAAACCGACAUCAACCUUCCCUUCAUCACCGCUGAUUCCUCGGGACCCAAGCACAUCAACUCCAAGCUCUCGCGAUCACAGCUCGAAGGCCUGGUUGACCCGCUGAUCAGCCGGACCAUCGAUCCUGUGCGCAAGGCUCUGAAAGAUGCCAACCUCCAGGCCAAGGAUAUCCAAGAUGUCAUUCUCGUCGGUGGCAUGACCCGCAUGCCCAAGGUCACCGAGUCCGUCAAGAACAUCUUCGGCCGCGACCCUGCCAAGUCUGUCAACCCCGACGAGGCUGUCGCCAUCGGUGCCGCCAUCCAGGGUGGUGUGCUGUCCGGUGAGGUUACCGACUUGCUCCUCCUUGACGUCACUCCUCUCUCCCUCGGUAUCGAGACCUUGGGCGGUGUCUUCACCCGUCUGAUCAACCGCAACACCACCAUCCCCACCAAGAAGUCUCAGACUUUCUCCACUGCCGCCGACUUCCAGUCUGCUGUGGAGAUCAAGGUCUACCAGGGUGAGCGUGAGCUUGUCCGGGACAACAAGAUGCUCGGCAACUUCCAGCUCGUCGGUAUCCCCCCGGCCCACCGUGGUGUCCCUCAGAUUGAGGUCACCUUCGACAUUGACGCCGAUUCCAUUGUGCACGUGCACGCCAAGGACAAGUCCACCAACAAGGACCAGUCCAUCACCAUCGCAUCUGGCUCCGGUCUCAGCGACUCCGAAAUCGAGGCCAUGGUGAACGACUCCGAGAAGUACGCCGAGGCCGACAAGGAGCGCCGAGGCGCCAUCGAGAUGGCCAACCGCGCCGACAGCGUGGUCAACGACACCGAGAAGGCGCUCAAGGAGUUCGAAGAUAAGCUCGACAAGGCCGAGGCGGAGCAGAUCAAGGAGAAGAUCAACGGCCUGCGCGAGUUCAUCGCCAAGAACCAGACUGGCGAGGGCACCGCGACGUCCGAGGAGAUCAAGCAGAAGACCGACGAGCUGCAGAACGCAUCACUCACUCUCUUCGACAAGAUGCACCGUGCACGCAGCGAGCAGAGCCAAGAGGGUGGACAGCAGUCCGGCGAGCAGCAGUCUGGUGACCAGACACCGCCCGGCGGCGAGGGCGAGAAGAAGCCGUAAACGGACUUCCUUCCCUCUCCCUUCGUUCUACACUCCCGACUCGCAUUGGUCCCCGGGGCCAGCUGCACCUUGCAGCACUUCGUGUACCGCUACAUUUAUACCCUCGACCUCCUCGCCUCUCCGCUCCUCUCCUGCAAUCUGAGUCGGCGUGGCUGAGAGGCUGAUUGCACCUUUUGUGUUUUACUACAUCCAGCGAGAAAAAGAAUCUUUUGCUUCGCCCGGCAGUUUGCACACGCAUGGUUCUCGCCGGGUAGGGGGAAUGAGCGCGCGCGCGGAUGCUGAGCUAUUGCAUUGGGGGAACAGGGGCGGUGUAUGAUGGUGUCUCAAGUGUCUAAAGCGCAAAACUGUACUUUUAUUGUGAUGUGUUUGUUCUUGUUUGGAUGUGUAGCGCACAAUACACCCUU
This is a messenger RNA of Neohortaea acidophila, 2563 nucleotides long. Its product is annotated as heat shock protein 70 family. Gene Ontology annotation, molecular function: ATP hydrolysis activity; heat shock protein binding; ATP-dependent protein folding chaperone. The transcript has 3 exons. The coding region runs from base 111 to 2159 and encodes 682 amino acids. Lineage: Eukaryota; Fungi; Ascomycota; Dothideomycetes; Mycosphaerellales; Teratosphaeriaceae. Gene Ontology annotation, biological process: protein refolding; cellular response to unfolded protein. The record is from RefSeq and is a predicted model, not a curated record. Gene Ontology annotation, cellular component: mitochondrion; cytoplasm.